AUGUCCGUUCACGAGAGCCCAUGGCGUACGCACCGUUCAAGCUUAGGCAGUUUGUCUGGCCAGCCGGCGGUCGUGUUCAUCACAAGCCCGUCCCCGCCAGCUCCACCUGCACCUCCCGCACCUCCGGCCCCUCUGGCUCCUCCUACGCCUCCUACGCCCCCUGUGCUUCCCCCGGCCUUGGUCGACUGGCGCAGCAACCGUUCGAUAGACCCUCUCGAGAACGAGGGGUUUCCCGAACCCGUGACCAAGGAUGACGACAACUCGGGCGACGACGCAGUGAACCACGACGACGUGCACGUCGCCCCUGAAGUGGAGGAGUGGGUGAACCCCCUGUAUGCAAUCGCCGCAGAUGAUGAGGAGGCGGCAAAGGAGGCGGACGCUGAGGAUGCCGAGGACCUCCCAAAGGAGGAGGAGGAUUCUAAGGAGGAGGAGGAGGAGGAGGAGGAGGAGGAGGAGGAGGAGGAGGAGGAGGAGGAGGAGGAGGAGGAGGAGGAGGAGGACGAGGAGGAGGAGGAGGAGGAUGAAGAGGAUGGUGGGCUGGAGGAGAACGUGGACGAAGAGUGA
Molecule: messenger RNA, 564 nt
Organism: Closterium sp. NIES-65
Lineage: Eukaryota; Viridiplantae; Streptophyta; Zygnematophyceae; Desmidiales; Closteriaceae
Source: the annotation of a GenBank genome assembly